UCUGGAAAGGAUCUGACUUGGGAAAGUGUUCGGUGCUUGGAGUGUGUUACUGACAUGGCAUGAGCCAAGGGAACUUUGUUGGGGGGGGCAAGGGAAACAUUUUCCUCCAGAUAUUUUCAUCUCUAUCAUCUAAGCAGAGUGGAAAUGUACCCAAAGUUCAUCAUCCUGUUUCCUGUAUUGUUGCCAUUGGUACUUGGCUCUAGCAGGAUUCAAGAUCAGAAGGAUGAAGACAGCAAUGAGUUUCCAGAAAAUUCAUCAGAAAUGUUCAACCCAGAACGCAACUCCUUGGCUCCAGAUUGCCCUAAAAAAUGUAGCUGCUUUCAGGAAGGAAUUGUGGAUUGUGGAGGGUUUUCUCUGAAAGAAUUUCCCAUUGAUAUUCCAGAACUGACCAGCCACCUUUCCUUGCAGAACAACCAGAUCGAAGAAAUUUUUCCAGAAGAACUUGCACGUCUUUACAAUCUUGAAACUCUCAACUUACAAAACAACAGGCUCAUGUCCAAAGGACUUCCAGAGGAGGCAUUUGAACAACUUGAAAAUCUGAAUUAUCUGUACCUUGCAAAUAAUCAGCUCACAGUGGCUCCAAAAUUCCUCCCAGGUACUUUGAUCAGCGCAGAUUUUGCUGCCAAUAAUCUCACUAAGAUUUAUGAGCUCACAUUUGGACAUAAGCCAAACCUAAGGUCAGUAUACCUCCAUAACAACAAACUUGAAGAUUCUGGGUUACCAGAAAGUAUGUUUAAUGGAUCUAGUAAUGUGGAAGUACUGAUCAUGUCUAGCAAUUUCCUAAAAUACGUUCCAAAGAAUCUGCCUCAAGCCCUAUAUAAGCUACACCUGAAGAACAAUAAAUUGGAGAAAAUUCCCAAAGGAGCCUUCAGUGAACUUUCAGGACUUCGAGAACUGUACCUGCAGAAUAACAAACUGACAAAUGAAGGAAUGGACAAUGAAACCUUCUGGAAACUUUCAAGCCUUGAGUACCUGGAUUUGUCAAGCAAUAAUCUUUCCCACAUACCAAGUGGCUUACCUCGAAAUAUUGUCCUUCUGCACUUAGAGAAGAAUGCAAUCAAAACAAUUGACAAGGAUGUCUUGACCCAGAUUAAGAAUCUGGAAUACUUGCUGCUUCACAAUAACAAAAUAAAGGCCAAUGGGAUUGAUCCAUUGGCUUUUCAUGGCCUGAAGAAGUUGCACACUGUCCACCUGUACAACAAUCAACUGGACAGGAUUCCCAAUGGGCUGCCCAGGCGAGUGAAAACUCUGAUGCUUCUUCACAACCAGAUCUCAGAAAUUAACAGGAAUGAUUUUGCUUACACUUAUUUUAUGGAUGAUCUAAACCUGAGUUAUAAUAAAAUAACCAGCUCAAAGAUUAAUCGGGAGGCCUUCCGCAAACUAAGACUGCUUAAAUCUUUGGAUCUUUCAGGCAAUAAUCUCUACACCUUGCCUUAUGGCUUCCCAAAAAACUUGCUCAGCCUUAAACUGAAAGUAAAUGAGAUCAGCUCCAUUCCUAGGGGGACACUAUCUGGAAUGUCAAAGCUACAGGAGCUCUACCUCAGCAACAACAGGCUAAAAGUCAGUUCAAUUCACAGUGAAUCGUGGAGGGAUCUCACCUCUCUUAAGAUAUUAGACAUGGCUAGCAAUCAACUGAUGGCUAUUCCAUAUGAUUUACCCAGAUCUCUAGAAUAUUUGUAUCUUCAGAACAACAAAAUCACUACAGUGCCAGAGGAUGCCUUUGAUUCCACACCCAACAUAAAGGGAAUUUAUCUCAGGUUUAACAAGAUUGCUUUUAAUGCUGUAAAGGAAAGCACAUUCCAAAGACUGAAGUAUCUGCAAGUGCUGGAUAUUGAAGGAAACUUUGAAUUCAGUGAUCCUUUGAAGAAUGGGGAUAAUUCAGAUGAAGAAAUUGAAGAUGAAGAAGAGGGAGAACAGGAUGUAGAGGAAAAAUGAAUAUAGACAUUGACUAAAUCAAGGAUAUCACAUGGUAGAAAAUUACUUUUAAUUGUCUGGAGGCAAGCAGUAGUUGUACUGUCUUUUAAUUGGAUCCAAACUUCAAUGGAAACUCCAGCUAAUAUAUAAAAAUCAAAUCAUGGCUUAUCCUAGGAGUUGGUAAACUAGCAAAUGGGAUACAAAUUUGUGCAUGUGUAAUUAUAAUUUGUGGGGGUCACAAGGUAAGCCAGGUUUUUUAAGAGUAAUAGUGAUAGCUAUACAAACAUACCCAUGUGGCUUUCUGCUGAACACAGUGCUGGUCACAUGGUACCACAGGUUGUUAUGCAUUGUCUGUGCUUCUGCCAUUUUCUAUUCUGAAUCUUACCAUUCAGAUGUACAUUCAGUGAACAAUCAAAUUAUGGGAUACUGUGGGAUCUUCAGCAAUAAUAUGUACAAUGUUGACUCCCUUUUUUUCCCUGGCAAGAAGGAUCAUAUAGUUAACAGCUGUACGAUGGUGAAAAUUCAAUAGGUAUAGAUUCCCCUUUUCCUGAAAAGCUUAUCUGUCAUGAAGUGUCUGAAGGAGCAGGAACUUGGUACCCAGACUCUGCAUCCCUCCCAUGGUUAUCCUGGGUCACACUGCUCUUGCAUGUACAGCUACAGUCAACUUUUCCUGUUCCUUUGGGCUGUUUGCUUUUUGGGAGUCUUUUGUAUAACUGAUUUUUUUUACUGCUUGCCUCCCAUAAUUUCUCAUCCCGUUUCCAAGCAUUCUUUGAAUCUGAACAUAGCUCAUGCAUUCAAUUAUUUUUUUUCUGUCACUAUAUCCUGGCUUCUCAAUCAACCUUUUCUCUGCUAAACAAAGAAUUGCUCUCUGUGUGAUCUUGUGAAGUUUCAGAGCAUGAUCAUCACGUACCUGUGUCUGGUUUGGCUGAAGUGCCUUUCUUUGGCCUCAGGCAGAAAGGAGCAGGGAUUGAGCUCCACUCCAGAAGAAGAGUUUGGAUUUACACCUCCUUUAUCUCCUGUAAGGAGAUUCUUAGGGGCUUAUAAACUCCUUUCCCUUCCUCUCCCCACAGUAGGCACUUUGUGAGGCAGGUGGGGCUGAG
Sphaerodactylus townsendi is the source of this 3014-nucleotide messenger RNA. RefSeq names its product podocan (gene PODN). NCBI's taxonomy places the organism in Eukaryota, Metazoa, Chordata, Lepidosauria, Squamata, Sphaerodactylidae. Bases 145 to 1935 code for a protein of 596 amino acids. The transcript has 10 exons. Gene Ontology annotation, molecular function: protein binding. The record is from RefSeq and is a predicted model, not a curated record.